Molecule: messenger RNA, 627 nt
Organism: Camellia sinensis
Lineage: Eukaryota; Viridiplantae; Streptophyta; Magnoliopsida; Ericales; Theaceae
Product: DUF538 family protein (Protein of unknown function, DUF538)
Source: RefSeq, a predicted model, not a curated record
ACUGAACCCCCAAAACCAUACUUGUUCAUUGCUCAAUCCACAAUUGAAGUUACUUUACAUUUGAUAAAGGAAAUGGCUGGCCGUGGCAACAGCAACAAGUUGUUUGGUGAAGAAGAUGGACGCCGUGUAGGAGCUGAGAUUGUGCACGGAUCCGAAGAGUGCUACCAACACUCCAUAGAGCUCCUCCAAGAGCUGGGAUUCCCCAAAGGUGUCCUCCCUCUCAAAGACCUUGUAGAGUGUGGAAGAGUUCGAGAAACUGGAUUUGUAUGGAUGAAACAGAAGGCUCCUUAUGAGCACUUUUUUGAGGCCACUAAUACCCUAGUGAGCUACUCCGCGGAGGUGACUUCGUACGUGGAAAAGGGCAGAAUGAAGAAGAUGACGGGUGUGAAGAGCAAGCAGCUCUUGCUAUGGGUACCCAUUGUUGAGAUGAGCAUCGAAGAUCCUGCGUCUCAGAAAAUUUAUUUCAAGACUCCAUUGGGGAUUGGAAAGUCGUUUCCAGUCACCGCAUUUAUGACUAGUGAGGAAAAGCACAACUAUUUGGACAAGUCUGCCAAUGAAUGACAAAACUUUAACUUCCACAUUCUUGCUUUGAAUAAUGCUUAUGGAAGUUUGUUGUGUUCUCUAGAA